Molecule: messenger RNA, 1612 nt
Organism: Sinocyclocheilus rhinocerous
Lineage: Eukaryota; Metazoa; Chordata; Actinopteri; Cypriniformes; Cyprinidae
Product: B-cell receptor CD22-like
Exons: 7
Coding region: 140-1612 (490 amino acids)
Source: RefSeq, a predicted model, not a curated record
GUUAAAAAGAGAGAGGAAAGGGGAAAUGAGUUGGAAAUGACGGCGUUCUGGUUAUAAAUGAGGCUGCUAAACCUUCCUCCUUUCUCUUCAUGUGUCAUUUGGUUUCAGCUGAUGAGUUGUCCUGCGCUACGGUGUUGCUAUGGUGAUGUCAGUCAGAAUGGCUCUUCUUCUUCCUCUCAUCUUUUCUCUCAUGAUCCACAGGGUUUCUAGUGCUGGUUGGGCUGUGAAUUACAGUCCUUCACACAUCUGUGCACUAAAGGACUCAUCAGUGAUAAUGAACUGCACUUAUACAUACCCUACUGGAUAUCAGAUCAUGAAAGUGUUCUGGACCAAAAAACUUUUUAAAGGUAAAAAGAAAGAUUCAAGUGAAGAAGAAGAGGAACAUGAAGUGUUUCCAGAUCUGUCUAAGGACCCUGAAUACAGUCACAGGCUUCAGUAUCUGGGAGAUAAACAGAAGAACUGCACCAUCAGACUGAGUCAUGUGACACAGAAAGAUUCACACAAGUACUAUUUCAGAUUCAUCACUGAUAAACAUAGCAAGAAACAGACUGGUGCUUCAGGAGUGACUCUUACUGUCACAGAUCUUCAGGUGGAGGCUCCUGAGAGAGUGACAGAGGGAGAUUCAGUGCGUCUGACAUGUAAAAGCAGCUGCGCUCUGACUGACAGAGCAACAUUCAUCUGGUACAGAAACUCACAGCCAUUAACUGAGAGAAGAGACAGAAACAAUCAACUCCUGCUGCAGUCAGUCAGAAGAGAGGAUGCAGGCAGAUACAGCUGUGCUCUACACGGACACACUUACAUCUCUCCUGCUGUUUAUCUCAGUGUCAUGUAUCCUCCAAAGAACACCUCAGUGUCCAUCAGUCCAUCUGGUGAAAUAGUGGAAGGAGAUUCAGUGACUCUGAGCUGCAGCAGUGAUUCAAACCCACCUGCAGAAAUCAGCUGGUUUAAAGAAGGAACGUUUCUAGGAUCUGGAAGAAUCUACAACAUCUCAAAGAUCAGUUCUGAUUACAGUGGAGAAUACAAGUGCAAGUCCAGAAAUAAACAUGGAGAGAAAGACUCUGAUGCUGUGAUGCUGAGUGUGAUGUAUGCUCCAAGAAAUGUAGUGGUGUCCAUAACUGGAUCUGGUGAAAUAGUGGAGGGAGAUUCAGUGACUCUGAGCUGCAGCAGUGAUUCAAACCCACCUGCAGAAAUCAGCUGGUUUAAAGAAGGAACGUUUCUAGGAUCUGGAAGAAUCUACAGCAUCUCAAAGAUCAGUUCUGAUUACAGUGGAGAAUACAAGUGCAAGUCCAGAAAUAAACAUGGAGAGAAAGACUCUGAUGCUGCGACUUUAAACGUCAUGUACUCUCCAAAGAAUGUCUCAGUGUCCAUCAGUCCAUCUGGUGAAAAAGAAUAUUCAGUGACUCUGAGCUGCAGCAGUGACUCAAACCCUCCUGCAGAAAUCAGCUGGUUUAAGGAGAAUCAAAGCUCAGCUGUUGGAUCUGGACAGAGUUUCAGUGCACUACAGAGUGGACGCUUCUACUGUGAGGCUCACAAUCAACAUGGAUCUCAGAGAUCAGACGCUGUUACUGUCUUUGAUUAUGCUGUUUCACAGAUUCGAUGCGAUGGUGGGUAA